UCGUCUGCUUCUCAAACUCGCAUGUUAAUUAUCAAUGUAUUUUUUGUUUAAUGACUUUCACAAACAUUAAGUUUUAGCAAAUCGAAUAUAAGUAUAUUUUUAUCACGUACAAUAAAUGUAUUAUAUACUAGUACGUACACCCCCUUUGGUAAACAAACUAAGUACUAUAUACGGUGUUUCAGCUUGUCUUUGCUUUGUUACCGCAUGAGUCCCGCAGGUCUCGGUGAAGUGAAAUUAAGUGUUGAAAAGAUUAAAAAAUCGCGCAGCACAGUAGUUAACCUUUCUUCACGUUUGAAGCACGAAAAUGGAUGACGAUGGACCUCUGUGGUCAGUGGACUCUGUUGGAAAUUACUGGUUGAUGUUCCCCAACAAACAUGCUCUCGGAAUUGAGGAAAUACGUGAAAUUUUUUCCGAGUUUGGCUACGUCAAAAAUGUAACCCAAGCAGGCAACGAGAAGGGACUUCGAUUUGUACAAUUCACAACUUUGAAGGACACCGAGAGGGCCAUCGAGAACUUAGAGGACCAUCCGACUAUCAGCUUACGAAAGCAUCGACCACCAAAAAAAAACAAGAAUAAAACAAACACUGCUAGUAACACUAAUGUCAACAAAGAUGUCAGAUCGCCAAAUAAAACUGAUUCAGAGGAGGACUACAAAAAAAAUUUGUUCCAGAGAAAAAACCCUUUACACAAUAAGAGUGAACAGUUUAGUAGUGAUUGCAGUUCUCAAGUUAGCAGUGAACAACAACCUUACAGGAUUCAUUUUUUUCUGCUAGGAGCUCGGCGUCACUUGAUUCACUUGACAAAAUUUUUACAAAACAGGAAAAAGUCUGUGCUCCUCUUUCUUCUCCAGAAGUAACAAUGGAUGAUACUGCUUUG
This is a messenger RNA of Copidosoma floridanum, 876 nucleotides long. RefSeq lists its product as uncharacterized. Gene Ontology annotation, molecular function: RNA binding. Lineage: Eukaryota; Metazoa; Arthropoda; Insecta; Hymenoptera; Encyrtidae. The record is from RefSeq and is a predicted model, not a curated record.